Molecule: messenger RNA, 1280 nt
Organism: Haliotis rubra (blacklip abalone)
Lineage: Eukaryota; Metazoa; Mollusca; Gastropoda; Lepetellida; Haliotidae
Product: probable G-protein coupled receptor 139
Exons: 1
Coding region: 49-1173 (374 amino acids)
Biological process (GO): G protein-coupled receptor signaling pathway
Cellular component (GO): plasma membrane
Molecular function (GO): G protein-coupled receptor activity
Source: RefSeq, a predicted model, not a curated record
AUUCAGUCCAGUGGACGCAAACAACAAUUGAAUACCGGGAAUCAUUUCAUGUCUGAAGUCAAGAUGGCGGCUAAUCUAACCAACAAAAGUACUGAAGUCAUGAACAAUUCGGCUUGGCAAGCGGUGGAAAGUGUUACAUUCGACAUCCAAACGUAUUAUCUCUGGGUUAUUCUCGCCUUGGGAUUCCCCGGUAACUGUGCAACCAUCGUUACAGUCAUUAAGAUGUCCCCUGCCAGAUCGCUAACCGUAUACAUAGCACUUCUAGCUGUUGUGGAUAAUCUCGCAAUCGUCAAUAAGCUUCUGUUGUUUGUAAUGCUCGACAAUGGACUGCAUAUCCAGAACGUUGGCUGCAAGAUUCUUGGAUACCUUGGAAAUUUUCUUAUCACCUUUGCCAACUGGCUGCUUGUCGCAAUGUCCGUGGAAAGAUUCGCAGCCGUGUGGUUCCCGUUCAAAGUUGGUCAAAGCUGGACGUUUAAGAAGUCUCUCACAGCAGUGUUUCUUGUAGCGCUACCCUUGAGCUUGAUGUUCCUCCACCUCUUCUGGACAAUACAGUUUGUAGAUGAAGGACCAGGGAUGGUGUUCUGUGAUGUAGAAGAAAAGUAUCAAUAUUUCAUGAUGCACGUUUGGUACUGGAUUAACGUAACUGUGUAUGCCAUCAUUCCGUGUGCGCUCCUUCUUGUGUUCAACUGUUUAAUCGUUGGAGGGAUAAUCAAAUCGGGAAAAGCGCAGAAAUACCUAAACAGUAACCAUGGCAACCAGAAGAGUAAAAGCUGUGCUGAUCGCCAUCGUCAAGUAACGAUAAUGUUAGUAACAGCAGCUAUCACUUUGGUGAUUUUGACAACACCGAGAUGUGUGAUGCUUAUAUUGACUCCGUAUUGGACACCAGAGCAAAAUAGUAUGGAAGGGGCUGUCAAAUACCUAAUAGACACACUUGCAUUUGUUCUGUGUGAUGUGACACAUGCUAUUAAUUUUUAUGUCUAUUCACUCAGCGCCAAAAGGUUUAGAUUUCAAUUUGUCCAACUAUUUAUGUGCCGAAGACGAAAGAUGGCGCCAGUGAACACUCAGUAUUUCUCCCUUUCAUCCAGGGCAUCUCUCAGAUUUCAAAUGUCCGCCGUUGGCGAAGAGCAUAACGAAAAGAACAUUCUGAAGUGCUCAAAAAGCUUGAACGACUAGGUGGAUGAUCUUUUAAUGUGGCAAUAUAUAAACUCUUUGCCUCUUCGCUCUAUGGCUGAAAAAAUGCCGAUGUGGCGUAAAAUUUAAAAUAUAAAUGUAAAUUUUAA